Physella acuta is the source of this 2532-nucleotide messenger RNA. RefSeq lists its product as uncharacterized. The record is from RefSeq and is a predicted model, not a curated record. Lineage: Eukaryota; Metazoa; Mollusca; Gastropoda; Physidae.
AACAACAACAAAAUAACAGGAUUACUAGCUAAAGAAGUUACACGCUCAUGCUGAGACAGCAUGUAACGAAAAUGAUAGAACCUUACUUUCAGAAAUAUAAAUAUUUGGUUAAUGAAUGUUUGUAAAAUUACAACAACUACACAUCUAGAAUAUUAAAUCUGAUUUGUGAUUUGAUUAAUUGAUAACUGGACUAAAAUAAAAUGUCCAACGCAAACACGACAAAUAACAGGUCAGGGAGGAAAAGAUCUCAUCAUGAGCUGGAAGAUGGGGAUGAAAGCUUGCCAAUUUCUAAGCGCAUCAACUCGCUUCAUAUUGAAGCUGGAUCUCAAGUCUUUUCUCAGAUGAGUCCCAAUGAGAGCCAUGCCAGAUCAUAUCCUGCUUCAAGCAUCAAUUCUGUUGGAGGCAACACUCACUUUGAGCAGCAAGCCAAUGGCCUGCCCAUGGCUUGCAAUGGAAACUUGAACAAUGCUGCAUGCACUCCCUCUAACGGGGCAGCACAGUUUGGUGUGGACCAAGCUAAUGGUCCUGUGCAUCCAAAUUAUCUUCACUCUAUGAGUGAGCCGUACUCGUUGUACCCUAGUCAUGUGUCAGCACCCUCCUCUAGUCACCAAGGACACCAGCAGCAAGGGUUCCCUCCUCCUGUGGGGUGUCCAGGAAACAACCAACAGUAUCUUAUGCCAGGACAAUACUCAACCCCCAUGGGGUUUUCAAGCUCUGGGACCCAGCCCGAACCAUCCUCACCCUACCAGAGUGGUCUGCCUUCAUCUUACUUCCAGAAUGGCCAGAACCAGGUGUCUUACCAAAAUGGCCAAAAUUACCAAAAUGGCCAGCUGUCACCAUACCCCGCCAACCCAGCGGAGUGCCCGCCUUCGUCCUUCAGCUCCGCCUGCACCACUCAGCCAGGCGCGGGCUACACUCAGGAAUUCCACCUCCAACAGUUACCGUCUGGGAGUUACGAGCCCGAGCUAGGGGUCAGGGAGAAUCCCUACUACUUCUCCGUCAACCAGAUGUUGUAUGAGGCCCAUCUAAGUCGUGUCAGACGCUUAAACCCCUACCCUUGCAAUAACUAGACAUGAUGAGUCAUGUCAGACGGUUAAAUCCCUACCCUUGCAAUAACUAGACAUGAGUUUGGUGGGGUACCACAUGAUGGCAAACUAUUCAUAGCAUUUUAUUCUAAUUUUAUAUUUAUUUGCUAUUUAUUUUGUUAGAACAAGGAUAUAUUGUUCACUCAAAACUUGUUACUUACACGUUUUUAGGUAUUUCAUACACAAAAUCUUUCCAUAUUUGUUUACACAGAAGAGUCUGAGUCAAAAUUUCCAGGGCCAUUAAUGACAACGGGCACAGAAAAACAAAAAUGACAUUUCCAUAUAAAGCACAGUAAUUAACAUUUUAUAGUAUAUUUUACACUGAAUACACUGUAAUCAUUUUUAAAUAAUGUGUUAUUUAUUAAUUUUGAAUUUUUAAAAAUUAUGAAGCAUCAAUUAAUAUAAAGGCUCAUUAAGAUCCUCAUUACAUAAGUACUUUAAUAAAAAGUAACAAUUUUUCAAUAGUCCAAUCUUACAGAUGUAUAUCCUUUUUAAAGCUGUGUUAAAUUCAUGGGUGUGUAGAGUUGCCACAUUGGCAAAAUUUGUUUUCUCUUUUUCUGCUUUUUAGAAUAACACAUUUAAAAAUUCAUCUCUGACUCCCAUUAACCCUUUGUCUAACAUAGCCUUAUAUCUGUGAUGUUAAAAAAUUUAAAGGUUUUUAUGACAAUAGAAAAACACAUAUUCAGUGGUCAUUUUUUGGGGAAAUAAAAUAACAUUGUCAUAAUGUUAAACCUUUUUUUGGCCUGCAUUGUUUUAGUGGUGGGGCUAACGUUAGGGUCAAUUUUUAGGAUAGUGCUGGGGUUAGGAUUAGGCUCAAUGUUGGGAUUAGUUUUAAGCUCAGGUUUAAUGUUUGGGAUAGUGCUGGGGUUAGGAUUAGGCUCAAUGUUGCGAUUAGUGUUAAGCUCAGGUUUAAUGUUUGAGAUACUGUUAGGAUUAGGCUCAAUGUUGGGAUUAGUGUUAAGCUCAGGUUUAAUGUUUGGGAUAGUGCUGGGGUUAGGAUUAGGCUCAAUGUUGGGAUUAGUGUUAAGCUAAGGUUUAAUGUUUGAGAUACUGUUAGGAUUAGGCUCAAUGUUGGGAUUAGUGUUAAGCUCAGGUUUAAUGUUUGGGAUAGUGCUGGGGUUAGGAUUAGGCUCAAUGUUGGGAUUAGUGUUAAGCUCAGGUUUAAUGUUUGGGAUAGUGCUGGGGUUAGGAUUAGGCUCAAUGUUGGGAUUAGUGUUAAGCACAGGUUUAAUGUUUGAGAUACUGUUAGGAUUAGGCUCAAUGUUGGGAUUAGUGUUAAGCUCAGGUUUAAUGUUUGAGAUACUGUUAGGAUUAGGCUCAAUGUUGGGAUUAGUGUUAAGCUCAGGUUUAAUGUUUGGGAUAGUGCUGGGGUUAGGAUUAGGCUCAAUGUUGGGAUUAGUGUUAAGCACAGGUUUAAUGUUUGAGAUACUGUUAGGAUUAGGCUCAA